Rasamsonia emersonii CBS 393.64 is the source of this 282-nucleotide messenger RNA. RefSeq lists its product as uncharacterized. The coding region runs from base 1 to 282 and encodes 93 amino acids. The record is from RefSeq and is a predicted model, not a curated record. Lineage: Eukaryota; Fungi; Ascomycota; Eurotiomycetes; Eurotiales; Trichocomaceae. The transcript has 3 exons.
AUGCAGAAACCUCAGCGCCGGCGAACUCCAGUCAGCUUAUCAAAGCCACACAGUCCAGCCACACCGCCAAGCGCCGUUGCUGAUCCCAGCCCCACCCGCCGCGCAUACUCCUCCGAAGGUCCCCCAGAUUUAGGCCCCCCAGAAAAUGAGCUUUGUGGCUCCAUUCCGAAUCGGGGGAGAUUGAUCAGAGGUCUUGAAGUUAAUCAAUCAGUACUCCCAAUAAUUGAGAAUUGGAAUUGGGACGAUCAGGAGUCUUUCUGCUUUACUCCUACUUACAACUAA